UCACCUAAAAUGACCUCUUCAAGUGAGGGAGGUCGUGGGUUCGAUCCCGGCCGCGUCAAACCAAAGAUUUAAAAAUUGGUACUAGCAGCUUCCUCGCUUGGUGCUCAGCAUUAAGAGGGUAGUGCUAGGACUAGUCAGCCCGGGGUCAGUAUAAUGUGACUGGGUGGGGUGACUGGGUGGGGUAUCAUGUCAUGUGUCUAUGGCGUGAUAUUCCAGUGAGGCAGCACUAUAAAGUUGGGCAUUGUGCUCACUGCUAUAAGUAGACACCGAUGUUUAUGUAACAGGCUGAAAAUACUUCAGGCCUGCCUGGGAAUCGAACCCGGGACCUCUCACACCUAAGGCAGACACUCUACCACGUCGCUAUAAAAGCUAGCUCAAUAGCAAGGAAGUAUAAGUGCACCAUUAUACUCUAUCCUACUACAUACACCCUCUCCAUUUUAGAAUUCGUCCUCGAAUUCCAGGAGUUUGAACCUCUGUGGGAGGUUCUAAGGUGUCCAUCCAUAUCUACUCGUGAGUUAUUUACGUUGGGUGCCAAAUGUAACAGGCUGAAAAUACUUCAGGCCUGACAGGGAAUCGAACCCGGGACCUCUCACACCUAAGGCGGACACUCUACCACGUUGCUAUAAAAUCUAGCUCAAUAGCAAGGAAGUAUAAGUUCACCCUUAUACUCUAUCCUACUACAUUUAUAUGACUGAAAAAUUGUUGAAAAAGACAUUAAACCCAAAACACACACACACACACCUAAAAUGCACAGUUCGAAGAAAGUGUACUCGGGAAUAGGAGUCUGAGAUCGCCGUGAUGUCACACAUUAACAUCUGUUUAUCUGGUGGUGGGCAAAACAAAUGUGCGUUGUUUCUCUAAGAUGAAAAAUAAUGAAGAAACCUGACCAGUAGUCAAUACACAAUGGAAGAUAGAUUACCACUUUUUCAAUAUCCAUAGUACACAUUUACUGAACUAUGCAUUUUAGGUAUGAAAUGCGCAAUUUAAAAGGGGUUAGUUUAUUUUCCUGUUCAUGACCAUGGUUCUUAUAGAAUACCUAUGGGUUGGGUAUAACAUAUGCAGAGGCAUUUUCUUCCAGUGGCUAGAAAUAGAAAUGUAAAGAUUUGAGGGUCAAUGAUUUAACACAACUUACAGCCUAAGUCUUUGUAUAAAUGUUAAUUCUGUAUGGCCACAACUUUACCAUUAACAGAGCUUACUUUCAGAAAGUAGUCCAUAGAACACACAAAACCUGAUGCUGUUAACCGUUCUUCACCGGCUGUCUCUGCAUGUGAAAUAAAAGAUUCCAAAGGGCCAAACAUAUUUUGAAGAAAUAGCUUUACUCCAUUGUUUGCUCUAGGAUGAGAAAGAUGGCUACAGAUAUAGAUGCUAUAAAAGAUAUUGUUGGGUACAAGAAAAUACUGAAAACAGUUCUGAAGAGUCAGAUUCAGCUUUUGGUUGAACAGUUAGCAGCAAGCACAGACGAGGAGUCAGUUAUUCUCAGUGCUAAUAUUGCUGAUGGUACCCUCAGUCACCUUGGCUCAGAAUCUGGCAAAGUUUUCUUACAAGAUCAUGAAGAUAUCAAGUCACAGUUUCUUCGUUUCUGUUUGAAAAGGCAUCAUAACAAAAGAACCAUAGACAGAUUUCUGACUGGUCGGUGUUCAGAAGAAAUUUCACAGGUAAUAAGAAACACUCAGAAUCAGCACACGACCAGUAGUCCUCAAAAAGAUCGGCAUAAAGCCAAUCAUUCUCAGAGUAAAUUCAUUACAAAUCGAUCUGACCAAAAAGCUGCCAAGGCCAGAAUUCAACCAGUGUACUUGACUAAAGCCUCCAAAACAACUGCUCCUAGAAAUACUGGUCUAAGGCAUGCACCUUAUCCUGUUUAUCCACUACAGAGGGUAAAGACUCCAAGUACAGGACAAUGUUUCGGUAUAGAUCCAGAAGGAAAUGGAUUUCUAUUAGGAACACAGUCCUUGAAUAUUUUAGCAGCUGAACCACCAGUGGUAAAACUCGAGACUGAUCACAUGGAUUAUGCUGAAUCUGCAUUUUCCCAACACGGAACCAGUGUAGGAACCGUAGAGAAUCAAAAAGAUUCAGUCUUCUCCAACUAUAAUGUUGAGAAACAUUUAUGUGACACAAGAACAGGGAUGGAUGGGCCAUGUAUUGAAGUGAUAGAUAAUAAUGCAAUACCCAUGAAUGUAGAUGUGAAUUUAGAAAAUGUAACUGUCAGUGAAACUGAGACUACAAGUGAAGGGUAUAGCACUGUUUUUGAGCCACAGAAGAUCUCUAAUGUUUCGAAAGAAAUGGAUUUUGGAUCAAAGUCUUCAGCUGGUAGCCAAGAAAGAACUACUUCUGGAGAUUUUGGUGACAGCUCUAUCAUUAAUACCUUAGAUGUGAGGAAAACCGAAACCCUGUCACGGUACUGUGAAGUAACAGAAUUACCAUCCACUUCGCAACAAAGUGAUUUAUCUACAGAAAGUUUUGAAGACCAUAUUAACAAGCACAGCAAAUAUGGUGCAAGGGAGUUCAAGUUUAAGGUAGAAAGUGUUCAGUCUGAUAAAGAGGCAGAAGGUCCAUUUAUUUGCAAGAUUAAGUCUGAAAUUGUGGAAAAUGACUUUAUUGCUGAGUCUGGGAAUAAUUCACAAGGCUUCUUCAAUCAGAAGUCAAGAUCUGAUCAAGGUUUAAAUCUUUUUUGUGUUGAUGUGAGCAAAGGCAACACGAAUCUCAUGACUAACGUUGACAAAUGUCAAACAUCUACCGAAGGUUAUCAAAAAGACACAGUAUUCGAAAUUGAUACAUCUGUAGCUCAUUUCGAAAUGUCAGAUGCAGACAGGACAGGAAAUGCAGAUACAAUACCAGUCCCGAAUGAUGAUAAAUGCAGUAAAGACACGUACUUCAGUUGUGACAUGUGUUCUCGCAGAUUCAGUUUCAGAUGCCACUUGAAAUCCCAUGAAUGCAUAUACCAGGAAGUCACCGAAGGAAAACCAGGUUUUGAAGGUGAGGAAGUUCCUGAUGAAACGGAAACACGGGUUGAUGAUAUUCAGGUCCAUAGAUAUAUUCAGCAAAUUCAAGAUACAGGCUUUAACGACGAGGAAAUGUGUUGCUUUAAAAAGUUUAUUGGUGAAGUAAUUAUUUCCCCAGAGGGAUACCAUGCUAUAACUUGUAAGCAGUGUCAUAAAGAAUUUUCAAAAAGCAGGUUCGUUGAUCAUGUGUUCACUCAUUUGAAACCAUACAAAUGUUUGAAAUGUGGUCUUGGCUUUAGGCAGAGAGCUGACAGGAGAACACAUCUUAUUAAGGUCCAUAAAGUACCAGUCUUUAGGCAAGCAAACUUUCACACUGACACUGAGGUUGUACAUUUUAAAACCAUUUUUAGUCAUAUUCUGUCCGUAUUGUACCGAAGGUUGAACAAAUCGGACAAGAAAAUAACCAUUGAUUUCAAUCAGUCGCCACUAACGCCAAGUGAAAACGCCAGUGUGCUAGCAGACAGUACAAGUGCAAUCGACAGUGUAGGGAAUUCACCAUUUGUAAUAACUAAAAUUGAGUCUCUUUCACUGACUGAAAGUGUAAUGAAACAGACAUUAGAUUAUCCAGGUACAAGGGCAUCUGGUGUAAUGGUUAAACAACAGGAACAACCACCAGUGACAGAGGAAGCCUCAAGACAUGUAUCUGAUUCACCAGUAGAGCUGAGGCUUGAUGAUUCUCUUGUCACACCUGAAAUGAGAAGUAUAAUUGACAAUUACAUUGAUCAUAUUAUUUACAAAGAAGAUGGGUCUCAGUACAUGAUCUGUAAAUUGUGUCAUAAAAACUUUCUUGGAAAGCGAUUUCUUGAACAUAUUUUUAGCCAUACAAAGCCCUACAAAUGUUUGAAAUGUGGACUUGGUUUUAGACAGAGAGCUGAUAGAAGGGCUCACCUGAUUAAGGUUCAUAAAGUUCCAAUUUCUAUGCAUGCAAACGUUCACCAUGAUACCGAAGCUGUGCAUUAUAAAGCCAUUUUUAGUGACAUUCUCAAACUGUCAGUUUUGAAGCGAAGGUUGAACAAGUUGGGCAAGAAAAUAUCUGUUGACUUAAAUCAGUCAACACAACCAAGUACCGCAAGUAAAAGGUACUCUGAAAACGUCAGAUCGAUAGCAGAAAAUACCAGUUUAACAAAAACAGACAUUGAUACAACAACUGAAGAACUAAACAGCAGUGUAGGAUAUUCGCCUUUUGUAAUUAGUAAAACCCAGUCUCUUGCAUCGACUGAAAGUGUUACAGAACUCACAUCGGAUUUUGCAGCUGCAGGAAUAUCUUCUGUAAGAAUUACAGAAGAGGUAGAACGAUCGACAGUGAAGAAAGAAGCCGCGAAAUUUGUAUCUGAAUCACCAGUGGAAUUGUAUCUUGAUUCUCAUUUCACACCUGAAAAUAGAACUGUUAUUGACAAAUUCAUUGCUCAAAUUUUUUACAAAGAAGACGGGUUUCAGUAUGUGAUCUGUAAAUUGUGUCUUAAAGAAUUUAUCGGAAGACGAUUUCUUGAACAUAUAUUUAACCAUACAAAGCCCUACAGAUGCUGGACAUGUGGCGAUGGUUUUAGACACAAAUGCGACCGUAGAAAUCAUUAUAUUAAAUUCCACAAACGUUUUCCAGAACUACACUUGACACGUGUCCCUGAUGAUGAGGCUGAACGCUUCAAAUCUAUAUUUAGUAAUAUCUUAUCUAAAAAGGGCCCUGUAAACAGAAAAAAUGACUCCCUAGAUACACAUGAGGAAAGCGUGCAUAGAGAAAGUGAACUUCCGUUACAUUUAGACAUAACAGACAUGAAUGAUGGUAAUAGUGCAAUGAAUAAAUCAGUUUCAAUUCCUGAAAACACAAUCGUCACAAGACCAAAAGAAGAGAAACAAAACUAUGUUACCUGUAAAAUUUGUGGGUUAUGUAUACGGAAGUCCCAUAUGAAAGAGCACAGAUUUGUCCACAGUAAACCUUUCAGAUGCAUGGUGUGUCAGUAUGCAGCAGCAAGAAAAGCAGCUUUGGAUUUGCAUAUGUCCGUAAAACACGGCUUUGAAGAAGCAAAUUAGUUUUCUGAAAUGAUAUCUUUGAAACUUUGUAUGGACUAUACCUUGUUUAAAGAAAUACAGCAUCAUCUCUUGGUGAGACAGCUGAUAGAAGAAUGUGUGUAAGAGUAGAAACACGAGGCCUGAGUUGAGCUGACAUUACGUAAAUAAUGAACUUAUUAUUGGUGAAUUCUUAAAGGGAUAAAAUUAUUUAAAAGGUAUUACAGCUUGUAGCUUUUUAGCAAUUUUGUGAAACAUGUUGGCAUUGAUAUUUAUUUGUAUUUGCCUUAGCGUGGUUAAAUAAUUCGAUUGAAACUGUCCUGAUAUUAGCAUGCAUUUGUAAAGGAAAGAUUUCCCUUGGUGUUUGGUAUGACGCCCCAACGAUACAGUUCAUACGGCGGCUUUCUACCUUUUUGCUGGUGGAGGAAGACUCUGGUGGGUACCCAGGUAUAACCACCAACCAACCAUCCAUAAACUAUCUGGAUGGCUUCCUCACGUGAAGAAUUCAACACCCCAAAUGAGACUCUAACCCACAUCUAUGAGGGGAAGUGAUUCGAAGUCAGCGACCUUAUUCACUUGGCAUGAGGGAAUUACAAAACAUAGUGAAGAAUCCCGAUAAGUAAACAUUUCAACAUUUCACCUUUUAACAUCUAUAAUGAACAAAAGGCCGGUAAAAGCCUCUUACAGUAGAUAUAUUGAUCAAAGUUCAUAUCUGUUUAAAUUUAGUUUUAUCAAUUUCACCAAUGUUUUCAUGAUUUCUAAAAGUAAAAACCAGUAAACUGUAUUUUGUUACAAAAAGUCACACAAACGCAACGUUAUUGUUGUUCAAAUCUCUAAUUGUGUUCGAAUUAUUGUGUUGGUCCUAGUCUUAAUCAUUUAACUGGAGGGGCCUCCGUUGCCGAGUGGUUAAGGUCGCUGACUUUAAAUGACUUGGCCCUCACCGAUGUGGGUUCGAGCCUCACUCGGGGCAUUAGAUUCUUCAUGCGAGGAAACCAUCCAGCUUACAGGUCGGUGGUUCUACCCAGGUGCCCGUCCGUGAUGAAAUCAUGCACGGUGGUGCACCUAGAGUCUUCCUCCAUCAUCAUAGCUGGAAAGUCGCCAUAUGACCUAUAAUUGUGUCGGUGCGACAUUAAAACCAACAAAACAAAUAAAUUAUUUAUCUGGAAUGAAAGUAUGGCUUGUAAAUCGCAGCACAGAGUAAAUUCCACUUAGAGGUCCACAAUGCUUAAAAAUAUCUUUAAAAUAGAUGAAACAGCUUUCCAAAUGUUAUGCAUACUUACCUGGUUAAAAAACACUACUUUUUAUAUUGCACAUGAACUGCUAUAGUUAGAGCCAUAAAUGGAAAAUGGAGGUAAUAAAAAUAAUAGAUUAAUAAAACAUUCUAAAGUCUGUU
Molecule: messenger RNA, 6396 nt
Organism: Mercenaria mercenaria
Lineage: Eukaryota; Metazoa; Mollusca; Bivalvia; Venerida; Veneridae
Exons: 5
Coding region: 1338-5027 (1229 amino acids)
Biological process (GO): regulation of transcription by RNA polymerase II
Cellular component (GO): chromosome
Molecular function (GO): chromatin insulator sequence binding
Source: RefSeq, a predicted model, not a curated record